Molecule: messenger RNA, 3102 nt
Organism: Mangifera indica (mango)
Lineage: Eukaryota; Viridiplantae; Streptophyta; Magnoliopsida; Sapindales; Anacardiaceae
Exons: 9
Coding region: 485-2080 (531 amino acids)
Source: RefSeq, a predicted model, not a curated record
AAUGGCGUACAACUAGAUUUAUUUUGGAUUUUUCAAUCUAAAUAAAAUAAAAUUAUUAGUCACUACCACACGCCUUUGUCAAAGUCUCUUGUUAUAUUCCCCUGGACCGAAGAGAACCUGAUGACUUCGAAUCCAACCAGAUUAUAUCCCAAGUCUCCUAUUCCUCUCUACUCAAAGAAACUGAGGGCAUUGUCGCCAUUUUAAAUUCGCAGUUUUUCUUCACCGCCUGGAAGCCCCGAAACGCCGCUCCACUUUCUGCCGUUUGUCUCCUCUCAUAUUUUUUCCGGCACUCUAGUCGACUUACCUCCGUUUCUUUCUCUCCAGUUCUCCAAGCGCGUGUUUUCACGCUCUUCAACGCUUGGUCACUCUCCUACUCUGUUCUUUCCCUUUUGGGUUUCUUCCCUCCUUAUUUGUUCUCUCUAAAACCCAUUCUAGGGUUUGGGUACUAAUUUCAUCACUUAUACUAUGCAAUUGCACAAAUACAAUGGUUGAAAAGGCUAACAAAAAGCACAAGAAAGGCUUCAUCAGCGAAGCAGACAUUUCCUCUGUCUUACAAAGAUACACAGCAAACACUGUGUUGGCACUAUUGCAAGAAGUUGCUCAGUCUCCGGGAGUUAAGCUCGAUUGGAAUGCGUUAGUGAAGAAGACUUCAACCGGGAUUUCUAAUGCUAGAGAGUAUCAGAUGCUUUGGAGACACUUAGCUUAUCGCAACCCUUUGCUCGAAAAAUUGGAAGAUGGCGCUCAACCUUUGGAUGAUGAUAGUGACUUAGAGUGUGAAUUGGAAGCUUUCCCAGAUGUUAGCAGUGAAGCCUUGACUGAGGCUGCUGCAUGUGUAAAAGUAUUGAUUGCUUCCGGUUUAGCAACUGAUUCCAAUCUCCCAAAUAGCUCGACAGUGGAAGCUCCACUGACAAUAAAUAUUCCUAAUGGUCAGUCUUUUAGAGCAUCAUUAGAACAUUCUCAGCCUGCUUGCUUAAUGCAAGGAACAAACAUUACAGUUCCAGUGUCGGUUCAGAAAAUGCCCCUACCUAUGGCGACAACUACAGAAGGAAUUAAUGGAAAUGGAUCAGUAGGGAGCAACAUGCAUUCUCAAAGGAAAAGAAAGACCUGGACUCCUGUAGAGGAUGCAAAAUUGAUUGCUGGUGUCCAGAAAUAUGGUGAAGGGAAAUGGGCAAAUAUCUUAGAAGGAGAUGUCGAGUGGGACAGAAAUACUUCACAGCUAUGUCGGAGGUGGAAUGCUCUUAGGAGGAAAAAUGGUAACAUGAUCUCGGGAGCCAAUUCAUCUGGUUCACAACUAUCUGAAACACAGCUGGCAACCCGUCAUGCUAUGUCUCUUGCCCUUGAUAUGCCAGUGAAGAACAUAACAUCCUCUACUGUUGAGUUUGAAACGGCUGGGGUGCCUUCAAAUCCUACAGCUAAUAACUCUGGGCUUCCCACUUCAAGUGCUGAAGCUUUACCGGGUGGUAGCAACAGCUUUGUGCAAGCCCAAUCUCAAUCUCAACAAGUCCCCAAUCAAACAAAAUCUUCUCCAGUUGCAUCACCAGGUUCUGCAGUAAAAUCUCAAGUAGGAGUAGCCCCUAAGAAAAUACCAGCAAAAACCAACUACAGUACAGAUUCAAGUUUAAGGGCUGCUGCAGUGGCUGCCGGUGCUCGUAUUGUUAUCCCAUCAGAUGCCACAUCAUUGCUCAAGGUUGCUCAGGGGAAGAAUGCAAUCCAUAUCAUGUCGUCAGGAGUUUCAUCAAUCAAACCUUCCAUCACUGGUGGUGCCCCAGUCCAUUCAGAUGCUUCAACGGUACGCUAUACACGAAUGGGCCUGGCAGCUGCAUCACCGAAUGCUGCUGCCACAUCAGGUGCCUCACAGCCUAGUUCUGUUAAAGCUGCCUCACCAAGAGUUCAGCAGAAUACAUCUUCUGAACAGAUUAAUGCUGUCAAAUUUAGUCCAGCUAUUGAACCUCCAUUAAAGCCAGAAGUUAAAGCUGAAGAAGGCAUCAAAGUUUCUGAUUUAUCCAGUGCUAUUGGAAAUGAACCUAGCAAAGAAGUUCAAGCAGAUGUAGCAGCCAUAGAAAAACUGAAGGAGCUCUAAAAUAAAUGGGCAGCCGUUUGAUGAAGACAUUUGUUAGUUCUAUGUCUGCAAGCUAAUAAAUGAUGCAAUAUUUGUAAAAUAAGAGAAAAAAGACUGAAAAGUCAAGCAAAUUGCAUCUGUUAGUGUUGGUCAACAGUAAAACUCACCCAGAAGAGCACCUGCAAUGAUUAACUAAACUAUAAUAACCAACUUUCCUUCAUUUUCAUCUCACUUUCCCACUGCAAGCUCCCUCAAAACGUGCACUUAAAUCCACAAAACGCAGACCCCUCCCCCUCUUAAUUUGGAAAGAGAACCUUCUUGACUCUCUCUCUCUCUACAACCUUUACAUUAUAUCUUUUUUUAUAAUUUCACACAGAGGGCCUUACCAGAAAAUUGAAAAAAACAAAUCGAAAGAUGAGCUUGGAUUUGGAUUCUGGUCAAGUUUGUGGAGUCAUUGCUUGGGGUGCCGCUGGGGGGUUCCGUGUCGGACACGAUGAUUAUUGUAGUAACAGCGGCGUUUGCAGUGGUAAUUGAUAUGUUAGUUCUCGUGUGGAGGAUAUGAGCGGAUCGAAAUAAAGGAGUGAAGCUAAAUGUGCCCCUAAGCCAAUGGUAGUCUCUGUUGACGACCACGAGGUCAAUGUCGCUUCAGGCAAGACUAAUGUAACUAUAUUUUACGGCACUCAGACCAGGACUGCCGAGGGCUCCGCAGAGCUGCUUUGAUUGCUCUGGCUGCCCAUGCCACUGAACCUGGAGAAGCAGAGAAACUGAAGUUCUUAUCAUCACCUGGGGGGAAGAUUUUCCCCCAGUAGGGUUCAUGUAACAUGUGCUUUAGUUUAUGGUCAAACUCCCACUAAUAGAAUGCACAACAGGUGUGUUCAACCUGGAUGAAGAAUGCAGUUCCUCUUGAGACAAGUUGUGGCUGUAGCGCGGCUCAUAUUUUUUUUUCAGACCGUCUAACUUUAAGUCAUCGGCUGAUCCCUCCAUUCCAAUUGUCAUGGUAGGACCCGGGACUGGAUUGGCACCUUUCAGAGGAUUUCUACAGG